Messenger RNA from Microbotryum saponariae, 1965 nucleotides. The record is from the annotation of a GenBank genome assembly. Lineage: Eukaryota; Fungi; Basidiomycota; Microbotryomycetes; Microbotryales; Microbotryaceae.
AUGGCCAACGUAGGCGAUUUCUUCGCCUUUGGCAGCAUCAUCGUCCUCGCGACGCUGACAAUUUACAGUGCGAGUUAUGCGAGUUUGAGGAUGCCUAGAGAGGCCAAGAGGAGGUGGAGAAAAGCGAGGGGGGAAGAGGACGAUGAUGAGGAUGAGGAUGAUGAUGAGGAAGAUGAGGAGGACGAGGUUGUGGAUCGGUUGACUGUAAGUCUUUGACGCUUGUUGGAUGGGGAGGGAGAAGGGUCGUGAGGGGGUGACGUGUUCGCGACCCCGCCUUGCUUGGCUGGGCUUCAACGCGCGAUGGAGCAUGACGCACCCCCUACGACUCCACGCACGAAAAAAUCGUUAGACUCACUAUCUUACGUGUACCCUCCCCCAGGCCCAAGACGCCUACCUAUUCCCCAUCCUAGGCUCGGUCGUGCUCUUUACCCUCUACCUCGCCUUCACCUUCCUCGACAAGGAGAUGAUCAAUAGCAUACUCGGCGCCUAUCUGGCUUUGAUGGGUGUAGGAGCAGUCGCCAAAGUCUUAAGUUCGGGGAUCAAGUUUGGGUUGGGGACGAAAGUGACGAAGGGUUUGGUCAAGGUCAGUUCUUGGCCGAAUCAGGAUGUAGAUGCCAUAGGAGAGGUGGGGUUUGCUGACGUGUCGAGUCGGCUGUGAUCUCAACAGUGGAAAAUAUCAAUGCACAAGGGCAAAAAAGGUUCGGACCGAGGACACGUUAUGAGCCCACGUAAUCUGUCGGACUGAACAUCUCUCGUUUCUCGCAGAGUACGCCUCGCUGGGCUUCACCGUCCUCGACCUCGUCGCUUUGGUCUUGGGACUGGGUCUGCAAGUGCUGCAGCUUUACAAGCCUUUUUGGAUACUUGUCAGUUCUUGCCCCCGACCGACCUUGCGGAGUAUCUCGGGGUCUCACAGUCACCGAACUCCUUGGCGAGAAUUUCUUCAAACCACGACUGACGGCCCCGUCCACGUGACCAAACAGUCCAACCUCGUCGCCCUUUCAUUCGCUUUCGGUGCCGUCUCGUUGAUGCGACUCGACUCAUUCUGGACCGGAUCGGCCUUGCUCGCGUUGUUGUUCUUCUAUGACGUGUGGUGGGUCUUUGGAUCCAACGCCGUAUUCGGGGUGAGUCUCACUUCUCUCUCGGGGACCGGCUCCAUCACGGACCCAAGAGGUGAAACUCGCUUGGACGAUCUCCUAACCUAAAUCCUCGCCCCUCACCUCUCCCAGGCCAACGUCAUGGUCACCGUCGCCACAUCCUUCGACGCCCCCAUCAAAAUCACUUUCCCCCGAACGUUCCUGUCCCCUCUUUACACACUUCAAGGCAAAGAUUUCAUGCUCUUAGGAUUGGGGGAUAUUGUCCUACCGGGCAUUUUCGUGGCGUUGAGUUUGAGGUGGGACUAUCAUAGGGCUCUGAAGAGGGUGGAGGGACCGCCCAAGCCGGAGAUGGGGUGGGGCAGGAAAGGGAAGGGGUGGGGGAGACCGUAUUUCAGGGCUACUCUGGGGGCUUAUGUUCUUGGUCAGUUUGAUGAGAAUGGGCGUCGAGAAAAAGGUGUAUGUUGAUGAAAAGCCUGCUAUGUCGGACAGGUUUGAUCACGACCAUCACGAUGAUGCAUCAAUUCAAAGCCGCGCAACCGGCCUUGUUGUACCUUUCGCCGGCUUGCAUCAUCGUGCGUCUCAUCAUGCCGAAUCUUUUGUCUCCCAAAGUUUCGGACAAAGCUGAUUCGAAUUUUCUCCUCUUUUCCAGGCCGUUUGUUUCACCGGCUGGCGCCGCGGCGAAUGGAAAAAAUUAUGGGCUUUUGAUGACGCUUCGGAUGACGAGCCUAGUAAGGACAAGAAGAAGGAUGAAGAGGUCGAGGCAGAAGAUGAGCGAUCCGUCGAGCAGCAAGAGAGUGAGAAGCCGCGUGGGAGCGGUUUGAGAAAUCGUGGUACUGGUGCGACAAGUGACGCGGAGGGGGAGAAGGAGUAG